CCUCUUCCUCCUCGAGCCCGGUAGUUGGAGCCUGCCCGGCAGCCCGCCCCCUUGUACAGCCUGUUUAUGCGCUGGCGGGGAUGGAGGCUGACGGGAGGCCGCGGCCCGACGAGCCGCGCUCGCCAUGAAGCACCGGCCGCGUUAUCAGAGGAAUCAUCACUGUGAAACACAGGAAUUCGGUGCAGCUCGCUGCCAACCCAACGCCAUGCAGGCCAACUCAAAUAACCGCCACGGUGCGCCGGGAACCGGCAAUGGCACCUCCACCUCCCAGUGCGCUCACACGGCAAGGCCACUGGGAGAAGGCUCUCAUCAGCACGGAGGGGAUGUCCUCAUCCAGCUAAGCUCUGUGCUGGAGGAACCUGGCGAACAUUCUGGCUCCAGGCAGCAUCCGCAGCUGGGGACUCAGAGCCGUGCACACCCCCACUCUCACAGCGAAGCACGUGGGCCCCAAGAUGGCAGCUCGGAUUUGGAGGACCAAAGCAGCAGCUCCCUCUCAGAGCUCAGAUAUCUCCUCCAGUGGUUACACAAGAGCCUCCCGUACAUCUUGAUCCUGUCCAUCAAGCUUCUCAUGCAGCAUAUAAUGGGCAUUUCUCUGGGAGUUGGGCUGCUAACAACUUAUAUGUAUGCAAACAAAAGCAUUGUAAAUCAGGUUUUCCUAAGAGAAAGGUGUUCCAGACUUCAGUGUGCUUGGUUACUGGCAUUCCUAACGGGAUCCUCAGUCCUCCUCUACUAUACCUUCUACUCACAGUCACUCCAUUUCAGCUUGAUCCUUUUAAGUCCAACUGUGGAUUUUAUGAACUUCUGGGAAGUGAUUUGGAUUGUGGGGAUUACUGACUUCAUUCUGAAGUUCCUCUUCAUGAGCUUCAAAUGCAUCAUUCUCCUCUUGCCUUCUUUUAUUAUGUCUUUUAAGUCCAAGGGUUACUGGUAUAUGCUGUUGGAAGAGCUCUGCCAGUGCUACCGUAAACUUGUCCCUGUGCCAAUUUGGUUCCGAUACUUUGUUGGCUUGAGGGAGCUGGACAGUGCCCUAGGAUGGAGUCUUGGCGUCUUGAUGGCCCUGCUCUAUCUUAUCCUAAAGCUUUUGAGCUUUUUUGGACAUCUGAAAAACUUCAGACAGGUCUUGCGGAUAUUUUAUACAAAACCAAACUAUGGGGUCGCAGCCAGCAAGAGGCAGUGUGCAGAAGCCGGCGACAUUUGCUCCAUCUGCCAAGCUGAAUUCCAGAAGCCCCUUCUUCUCAUCUGCCAGCACAUAUUCUGUGAAGAAUGCAUAGCUCUGUGGUUCAACAGAGAGAAAACAUGCCCCCUAUGCAGAACGAUUAUCUCCAACCACAUCAACAAAUGGAAAGAUGGGGCAACCUCUGCACAACUCCAGGUCUAUUAAAGCACUGUCGGACACAAGCUUUAACAGUGUAAACUCGUUUGAGUGCCAGGCUUUACAAUUGAAGGGAGGGGGAUUGCUUUGUUGGGAGGAUUGGGGGGGGGAGAGGAACGGAAAAUGUGCUUUUAAGUGUUAUGUCUAGAUUCUUCACCUCUCAGCUGCUACAGCACUUGAGGCCAUUCAGACACGUAGCGACUGACUGAAAGGCACCUUUCAUAGCAUGCUUUCCAUACUGAGUUCACCUUCAGAGGCUGUUCCAUGUAAAAUACACUAGAGCAGUCUUUGCCAAACUUUGUUCCCUUGCUGGUGUAGAACUACAACUCCUAUCAUCCCUGGGCAUUGGCUAAGCUGGCUGGGCUGAUGGGAGUUGUAAUUCAUCAUCAUCAGUGUGCAAGAGGAAAAGCUUGAGCCGUUGGACAGUCCCGCACGUCCAGGAGCAACCGCUUCAAAUUUGAGUGUUUCAGAGUUCUAUACUGGCUCUGUUACUAAAGCAGCAACAAGAUGAGUGUUGCGUCUGAUAUGCUAAAAAUCCAGCUUGCAUAAAUAUAGAUUCUUUAUCAGCUGCUGCCACCACCUCAGAGCGCUUGGCUCUUUAAACUAGAAGUUGCUAGUUCCUUCUCCCUUCUGCUGUUACUUCAUUAAGUAGAGGUAAAGACAUGUGAGAAAUAUGGAAUGACUUUUUUGCUCCAAAGUUCCAUAGGUCUGGACUGCAAUUAUGCACAGAGGGAUGUUUUUUCUACUUUUAUAAUCCUGACUUUUUUAAAAGCAAGAUCUUAAUAUUAUAUUUUGUCAUAAGCAGCUAGAUUUUAUUCAAAAGGGAAAAGGUCUAUUUUAAUAAUACUUAAUCUGUAGCGUAUCCUAAAGACUGGUGAGAAUAAAUGCAGUUUUAAUCUA
Rhineura floridana is the source of this 2269-nucleotide messenger RNA. RefSeq names its product ring finger protein, transmembrane 1 (gene RNFT1). The transcript is spliced from 9 exons. Gene Ontology annotation, molecular function: ubiquitin protein ligase activity. Gene Ontology annotation, biological process: positive regulation of ERAD pathway. The coding region runs from base 125 to 1378 and encodes 417 amino acids. Gene Ontology annotation, cellular component: endoplasmic reticulum. The record is from RefSeq and is a predicted model, not a curated record. Lineage: Eukaryota; Metazoa; Chordata; Lepidosauria; Squamata; Rhineuridae.